This is a messenger RNA of Alosa alosa (allis shad), 6431 nucleotides long. Its product is annotated as alpha-tectorin-like. Gene Ontology annotation, biological process: cell-matrix adhesion. Lineage: Eukaryota; Metazoa; Chordata; Actinopteri; Clupeiformes; Clupeidae. Gene Ontology annotation, molecular function: protein binding. The record is from RefSeq and is a predicted model, not a curated record.
AACUUGGGUGUGAAGAACAAGAGCGCUGUACAACCUGAGCCUGAAUACUGAUAUUAGAGGUCUGGACCCUAUCCUAUUUGUGAGAGAGACCAGGUGCAGCAGUCACCAUGGGCUUUGCCGUUUGUGUGUGUGUGCUAUCCGCAGUGAUGCUGAUGAUGGGUGAAUUGUCAGUGGCACAAGGUGAAUUGUCAGUGGCACAAGCUGUAUUCUACCCCUAUGGACACGGAGACGUAGUGAAUGGUCGUGUGGAUGAUGGGAGUUCCUCUGUGAUCAGCCUGCUUCGACCAUUCAAGUUCUUUGGAGCUACAUACCAACAGAUGUUUGUGAAUAACAAUGGCCACCUCACCUUUGACAGUGCCUGGUACAGUUACAUCCCUUUCCAGUUCCCUGCACAUGGGCACAGAGAUCUUAUUGCCCCAUUCUGGACCGACCUUAACAACGAAGACAACGGCAACAUAUCCUACCGGCAGUACACCAGUGGCAGUGUUCUACAGCAAGCCACUACAGACAUUAACCAGUACUUCCCUGGGCUGAACUUCUCAACCUCCUGGGUCUUUGUUGCAACAUGGGACAGAGUGGCAUACUUUUCCAAUGCAGGAGCAGAAACAUCAUUCCAAGUGGUUCUGAUCUCUGGUGGUCAAUACACUUUUGUCCUGAUGAACUAUGGUGCCAUUGCCUCAACCAAUAAUGUGCAGGCUGGCUACGACACAAUCAACUCUACUCAUCAUUUUUCAAUUCCUAUAUCUUUCGGGAACUUCACAAAUUUCAUACUCUUAAGCAACGUUAACAUACCAGGUCGCUGGGCCUUCAGAACAGAUCAUGUUUCACGGGACUGUCAAUACAAUGGCUCAUCUGUGCAGGUAGGGGACUCUUUCUGGAGAGAUGCCACCUGUCAGCAGAGAUGCACCUGCGUCAGUGGAGGCCUCCUCCAGUGCCAGCAGCAGCCCUGCAGCUACUCCCAGGCGUGUCGUCCAGCAUCCUUCCAGUACUCCUGCCAGAAUAUUCAGCGCCGCACCUGCACCAUCUCUGGAGACCCCCACUACUACACCUUUGACGGGAAAGUCUUUCACUUCCAGGGAACCUGCACAUACGUCCUCUCAGAGGCUUGUGGCAAUGGACUGCCGUACUACCGGAUUGAAGGGAAGAAUGAACAUCGGGGCAGCACACAUGUGUCUUGGACCCGUCUUGUAAGAGUGUGGGUUUAUGAUGAGGAAAUUGAACUUGUCAAAGACCAUCAUUACCAAGCAAUGGUGAAUGGUAGCUUUGUGACAACCCCAUUUACCCUCCGAAAUGGGUCCAUCCGAGUCUACCAAUCAGGUUUCUCUGUGGCUGUCAGUACAGACUUUGGCCUGCUGGUCACCUACGAUGCCAAUCACUAUGUCAGAAUCUCAGUACCCUAUGAGUACCAGAAUGCAACCUGUGGCCUGUGUGGCAACUUCAACCACCACCCUCAAGAUGACUUCCGAACCCACGGUGGGCAGCUUGUGAGCUCAGACGUGGAGUUUGCUAACAGCUGGAAGGCAGAAGGGGACACUGACCCUGGCUGCCAGGACGUGCGAUGUGCAGGACUUGCUUGUGCUUCCUGUACCCAUAGCCAAAGGACUCUUUAUGGAAACACGGCCCACUGUGGUAUCUUAAGCAACAGUGCCGGUCCAUUUGCCUCCUGUCACUCAAGGCUGUCUCCACAGACCUUCGUAGAAAACUGUGUGUAUGAUCUGUGUGUGGGUGAUGGCUACCAGCCCAUUCUCUGCCAAGCACUCAAUGUGUACGCUGCCCAGUGCCAACAAGAGGGCAUCCAGUUGGGCCAGUGGAGAAGCCAGGGAUUCUGUGAAAUCCCCUGUCCUGCCAACAGUCAUUUUGAAUCACAAGGAACUGGAUGCCCUGCAACCUGCAGCAACCCCAACGCCCCCCAGAAUUGCCCUCUGCCCAGCCAGGAGAGCUGCAUCUGCAAUGCUGGCUAUGUCCUAAGCGGUGGGGAAUGCGUUCGGCAGAGUGACUGUGGCUGCACCUUUGAGGGGCGGUACUACACAGCUGGGGAGACAGUGGUGCUAGACCAGGACUGUGGGAGACGUUGCAACUGUACUCAAGGGUCAAUGAUCUGCCAGGCACACAGCUGCAGUGAGCUUGAGGUGUGUGGGGUCCACGGUGGGGUGCGGGGUUGCAGACCUGUCAGCUACUCCACCUGCUGGGUGGAGAGCUUUGGGUCCUACCGCACUUUUGAUGGACAGACCUUCCACUACCCAGGUGCCUGUAGUCUGACGCUGGCUAGGGUCAGGGGACAAUCUGAAUUACCUCACUUUCAAGUAACUGUUGAGAAAGUUCCCACAGGCCCAAGAGAUUUUGACAGACAUCUGAAGUUUGAAGCAGAAGGAACACAAGUCUCGGUGGAGAUGGGAGAGGGAGCCACAACUAAGGUGGAUGGGCAAACAGUGGGCCUUCCGUUCAGCGUCAGCCCCGGUCAUAUUAGCAUCUACCACAGCAGUGUAAAGGGUGUUGUCAUAGAGACCAACUUUGGAGUGCUGGUGAGAGCUGACUGGCCACAUGUCAUCCGUAUCACUGCUCCAGGCAACUACAACGGCACUCUGGGAGGCCUGUGUGGAAAUCUGAAUGGGGACCUUCAUGAUGACUUCCUCUCCCCCACUGGAAUUCCCCUCAACGACUCUCAGCAGUUUGGGGACAGCUGGAGAGAUGGCUCCCUGUCAGCACACUGUGUAGAACCUCAGGUAUGGGAACCUGGACACUACCAGAACACCAGCCAGUUCAGGGAGCUCUGUGGCAUUAUGGGAUGGGGACAUGGGCCUUUUGGCCAGUGCCAAGCAAGUCUUGACCCCUGGAGCCGAAUUGAAGACUGUGUCCAGACUCUAGUGAGGACCCAAGGUGCUCGAGAGGGACUGUGUGAGGCACUGCGUGGCUACUCCCUGCUUUGCCAACAGAGUGGCAUCACAGUAGGGGAAUGGAGGAACAUCACUAACUGUGAGGCAACUUGCCCAACUAACAGCCAUUAUGAGCUAUGUGGUACGUCCUGUCCAGCUUCCUGCCCAAGCCUGUCUUUCCCCUUCCUGUGUACCCAGCAGUGCCAGGAGGGGUGCCAGUGUAAUGACGGGUUCCUCCUGAGUGGGGAUCGCUGUGUGCCACCCACAGGUUGUGGCUGCCACCACGGUGGGCGUUACAGACAGAGUGGAGAGCGCUACUGGUACGGCGAGGAGUGCCAGUUCCUGUGCCAGUGUAAUGGCAUUACUGGGCAGUCGCAUUGCACCACCUCUUCUUGUAGUGCUCAGGAGUCUUGUCGAAUUGUGGAAGGACAGUAUGGCUGCCAUCCCAAACCUGAGGCCACCUGCUCGGCCUCUGGAGACCCACACUACACCUCCUUUGACAGACGCACCUUUGACUUCCAGGGCACUUGUCGUUACGUCCUGGCAUCAGUGUGCAAUGGAACACAAAGUGAAUCUGUCACAUGGGUGAUUACAGAUAAGUAAGCCCAGUGGUAUCACCUCUAUCUGUUUUGUAUAUAAGCCCUUUCAAGUGAAAUUGGUAAAACAAGUUACAUAAAUGUCUGUCACAAAAAAACCUUCUGACUUCAGGUGAAUGGGGAGACAAGAAACUUGCCGAUCGUUCUUGAUCAGGGAAGAGUGUCAGUGUAUGCCAACGGGCUUCACACAUUUGUGAAAACAGACUUUGGUCUAACUGUCAGUUAUGACGGCCGGUGGGUGUUGGACAUCACAGUACCAUCCAACUACAGUGGAGCUACAUGCGGCUUGUGUGGCAACUUCAACGGUUUCCAGGGUGAUGACUUUACGGUCCAUAACGGCAGUUCAGGCUCUGUUGCCCUCUCUGUCUCUGAGUUUGGAGACUACUGGAAGGUUGAUGACGGCAUUCCCUGUACUGGAGGAUGUGGAAACUCCUGCCCAGUGUGCCAAGAUGACUGGACAGCCCGUGCCAUGUGUGAGCUACUCAGAGCUAGCAAUGGACCACUGAGCUUCUGCCAUUCCCAUGUGGACCCCCAGCCAUUCUUCAACGACUGUGUCUUUGACGUGUGCUUGUCUGGUGACAGAAGCGAAGUCCUCUGCCGUGCAAUGGAAGCAUAUGUCAGCGCAUGCCAAGAGAAAAAUGUCAUUGUCUACCCCUGGAGACAGAACUCCACCUGCCAAAUGGAGUGUCCAGAAAACAGCCACUACGAUCUGUGUGGCACAGAGUGUGGGCACACCUGUGCCAGCAGCAUUGAUGCCAGCUGUGACAGGACGUGUGCUGAGGGCUGUUUCUGCAAUGAUGGAUUUGUGAGGAGCGGGGGGCGCUGUGUGCCUGUGGAGCAGUGUGGCUGUCUUUAUGAUGGCUUCUACUUUGAUAUCGGAGAACAGUUCUGGACACAGGACUGUUCACAGCGCUGUGAGUGUUUUGCCCCCAAUGACCUUCGCUGUAUCCAGUCCUCUUCCCCAAGUCAGGAAUGCUCUGUCAAAGAUGGCCACCGGGGUUGCUAUGGUCGCCUGUCAGCCUGCACGGUCUGGGGAGACCCCCACUACUUCACCUUUGAUGGGGCUGUGGCUCACUUUCAGGGCACCUGUGCUUAUGAGAUUGCCCACACCUGUGGCAACAUGAGUGAUGAUGCCUUGACCUUCCGCGUAGUAGCCGCUAACAGUCACCGUGGCAACUUAAUUGUGUCUUUUGUGUCCACUGUGGAUGUGUGGCUCUCUCGGGGAGGAGUUCAAAGUCACAUCACCAUUGGACAGAACAGGAGAGUCAAGGUUGAUGGUCAAGAUAACAAUGCAAACAGCAUUCAGGUUGGCUCGCUGGUGCAAUUGACUCGAGAGUCUGGAUUUGUGGUUGUGAAUGCCUCAGGGGAGAUGGUGGUCCAGUUUGAUGGUCGUAGUAGACUUCUAGUCAGACUAAGUCCAGAUUAUCACCGAUCUGUGUGUGGAAUGUGUGGUAAUCACAAUGGCAACCCAGCAGACGACAAAGUUCUGCCCAAUGGCACUCUGGCCCAGACUGACAGGGAAUUCGGUCAAAGUUGGAAAUCAGAUGCAAGCAAUCCUGGAUGCGGAGCAAGUGACCAAAUUGGAGACGACACGUGUGUAUUUGAAGCAGAAUACACAGAUCUGUGCAGCAUCAUCACCAACAGCAGUGGCCCAUUCCAGCAGUGCCACCUGCAUGUUGACCCACAGGCGUACUUCACUUCCUGUGUGUACGAUCUCUGUGCCUACACACCAGCCAAUGGCAUGCUGUGCUCAGCAGUGGAGGCCUAUGAGACAGCUUGCAAUGUGCUGGGGCACCAAACACCAGAAUGGCGUUCUGCACUGCAUUGCUCUGCAGUUGACCCUUGUGAAGAGCUGGACUGCACUGAGGAUGAAUGGUGUGGCCAGAAGGAUGGAGUCUACGGCUGCUUCUGCAAUGAGGAUCACCCGAGACCUCAACCUGAGCGCUAUGACUCUGUUGAGUUCUGUUCCAGCAGCACAGGCACCAUGUCUUUGUCUCGCUGCCAGCUGUUUGAGGCAGGCUUCUUGUCUGACACCCUCCGCCUCAACGACCCCAGCUGCAACGGCACACUCCAAGAUGGCAGAGUGGAGUUCCUCUUCGACAAUGACAACCACGUUUGUGGAACCUCGCUAAGGAGCAACAGCACCCACUUCAUCUAUGAGAACUCCAUCCAUGGGGAGGCCAACUCAGCCAGCGGUCCCAUCAGCAGAGAGAGACGGAUAAACCUGCUCUUCUGCUGUGUCUACCCCCUCACACAGACCCUCUCCAUGAACAUAGAAAUCAAUCCAUUGGAGAGCCGUAUCACUAAGAAGCUACCAGGAGGGGAAGGAAGCUACCAUGUCCGUAUGAUUCCCUAUGAAGAUGCAGGAUUCUCCCAUGCGUUCUCUGGGAGGGUGAAUGUGGUGGUGAACCAGCAGAUAUAUGUGGCUGUCCAAGUGGAAGGACUGGACAGCCGACAGAUCGCCACGGUGAUUGACUCGUGCUGGGCCACUCCUAUCAAUCAGCCAGACUACCACAUCCGAUGGGACCUCAUCAAAAACGAGUGUGCUAACCCCAAUGACAAUACAGUGGAGCUGGUGGAGAAUGGGGUCAGUACAACAGGCCGAUUCUCCUUCAAGAUGUUCACCUUCAAUGCAAACUCCUCCAAGGUUUACCUGCACUGCAGCAUCCACCUGUGCUUGGUGGCAAACAAUGACUGCACAGCCCACUGUUACCCAGGUUACCAUCAGAGGCAUCGACGUUCUGUUGAUUUCCAUGACAGCGCCUCCAUCUCACUGGGGCCUCUGGUUUUGGCCAAUGGCAAUGAAGAGGGGAGAAACAUGUUUGUCCCACAGCCUGUGAGGGGUGUCUAAGGCCUCGGAUCUGACCGCAUCUCUGAUGGUCCUGCUCCUCUCUGUUCUCCCUCUCAGGGCUCUGCUCAUCUAACACACACAACACAACACAACACAACACACAGCACAGCU